Molecule: messenger RNA, 1356 nt
Organism: Plectropomus leopardus (leopard coralgrouper)
Lineage: Eukaryota; Metazoa; Chordata; Actinopteri; Perciformes; Serranidae
Gene: surf6
Product: surfeit 6
Biological process (GO): ribosomal large subunit biogenesis; ribosomal small subunit biogenesis
Cellular component (GO): nucleolus
Molecular function (GO): RNA binding; DNA binding
Source: RefSeq, a predicted model, not a curated record
CACGUGUGUACAGAAAUGUGUUGAUAUUUUCUGUCAGGGAGCUGCUGUCUUAAUGUGUCUGUUUUAGCUACAUUUGCUCGGUUUAUUUGUCGACAUGGACCUCGCCUCCAGGGACGCGUACAUCCAGAAGCUCGCGAGCAAAGUGUUUUCUCCACGAGAGCAGGAGCCGAAGAAGAGACCGUUUGCUUAUUUCAAGAGUAAAAAUGAUGCCGGUCCUCCAAAAAAGAAGAAAAAGUGUAAAAAGAAGCACUUCAAAGAAAAGGGGCCAGAUGAGAAGACACCUGCUCCAAAAUCUCAACAAAAGCCUCCACCCUCACAGAAAGGCCAGUCCAAAGCAGAACUGAAUGCGUCCAAAACUCAGAGCAUAAAUGGAGCGCAGGCACCUAAAGGAGGAAAUGUAGAGUCCAACUUCUCCACAGUAGAUUUAUUACGCAAGAGACUUCACGAAAAGAUCGAAGAGUCCAGAGGGCAGGGAGCCCCAAAAGAUGCAGCAUCAGAGGCAGUCCAGGCAAAACGAGCAAAACGAAAGCUGGAACGGGAGCGCAAGAAGAGGAAGAGGAAAGAGUUUCGGAUGAAGAAGCUGGCUGAAGAAAGUGGCCAAGAACAGCAGCAGCCAGAGAUAAAAAAGGAAGCGGAGAGCGCCCCGGCUGCAAGCAAGAGAAAUGAAACCGCCAUCGUCUUCAACAAGGUGGAGACAGUAGAAGAAGGGUAUGUAGAUAAGAUUCAGAAGAAGAAGAUCAAGAAGCAGAGCAUGAAAGGCCAGAUAACACCGCUGACAGGGAAGAACUACAAGCAGCUGCUGAGUCGCGUGGAGGCUCGCAAAGCAAAGCUGGAACAGCUGAGGGAGAAAGACCAGGAGAAGGCCCGAGAGAUGGAGGAGAAGAUGAAGUGGACCAACAUCCUUUAUAAGGCGGAGGGCAUCAAAAUCAAAGACGACGAGGACAUGCUGCGCUCGUCGUUGAAGAAGAAGGAGAAGAGGCGUGCUCAGAGGAAGAAGCAGUGGAGCCAGCGCAGUGAGAACGUCGUAGAGAAGAUGCAGAAACGCCAGGACAAGAGAAGAAAGAACAUCCAGAGACGCAAGCAAGUUAAAACAGAGAAGAAGAAGGACAAGGCGCGGAAGAAAGGCAGAGUGCUGCCCGAGGACUUGAAAAAAGUAGCAUUGUAGAGAGAGCAGUGUGUGUGUCCUGUGAUGUUUUUUGUAAAGACGAGAGACAAUGUUUAAAUAAGUAAAUCGGCAGUGUGUUUAAUUACAUGAUAUGAAAUUGAUACUGCAGCUGCACAUGUUGUUCCUUCAGUCCUGUCAAGGAGUAAUAUUAUGUGUGUUACAGUCAAUAAAAUGUGAUCACUAGGACAUGA